Messenger RNA from Brassica napus (rape), 2457 nucleotides. RefSeq lists its product as uncharacterized. The record is from RefSeq and is a predicted model, not a curated record. The coding region runs from base 1 to 2457 and encodes 818 amino acids. NCBI's taxonomy places the organism in Eukaryota, Viridiplantae, Streptophyta, Magnoliopsida, Brassicales, Brassicaceae. The transcript is spliced from 2 exons.
AUGACCAGUAGACAUACUCGGAGCAACGCACAAGGACCAUUGCAUCAGCUCACCAACGAAGAACUAGCGAGAUUAAAACGUCAGAACCGUCAACUGCCUAGACCUACAAGCACCAACAUGGGCGAUCAUCAGGAUGAUCUUACUGCUGCGUUUGCACUCAUGCAACAACAGAUGCAGCAGAUGCAGCAAACUAUCCAAGCGAACGCUGCAAACCAACGUAAUGUACCGGAGGAAGCUGAUCAGAUUGGCCAAAGGAAUCUCUUGUGUAAUCUACCUGCUACGCGAUCCGCCAUCAACCCUCCACCUUGCGCUAGACAAGACUUUGAGAUCAAGCCCGCCUUGAUAGGUCUGGUGCAGAGGAAGAUCUUCAAUGGACUUCCUGCAGAAAUUCCGAUGGACCACAUUGAAAACUUUGAGAAGAUGUGUGGGUUCACUAAGGCGAAUGGAGUACCACCAGAUUACAUCAAGUGUACCCUGUUCCCUUUCUCUCUCGAUGGGAAGGCUGCUCGCUGGCUAGAUUCCCUACCCACUGGAUCGCUCACCACAUGGGAACAAGUCAGAUCCGCUUUCUUGAGCCAUUUCUACACGAAGUCAAAGACAGCAGCUCUGAGACAGAAGAUCGCCACCUUUAAACAGCUGGUAGAUGAGCCGUUCUGCGACGCUUGGGAGCGAUUCAACGUCUACCGCAGGGAGUGCCCACAUCAUGGUUUUGAAGAAGACUAUCUACUCGGAGUGUUCUAUGAUGGAGUAGGUUGGGAGUACAGGAAUGCUUUAAACUCAGCCAGUAAUGGAAAUUUCAUGACCCAAUCCACUCAAGGCGCUUUCGCGCUGAUUGAGAACAUGGCCUCAAGCUCAGCUGACAGCAACCGAGAGACUGACCGCACCCAAAAGGUGAACAGCAUCGACAAUAGCAAAAUAGAUGAGCUCUCUGCCAAGGUCGAUCAACUGAUAAAGAUUAAUCAAAACCAUGUCUUCAUCAUGGAAGAAUCCCCUCAGGAUAAAGGAACCACAGACACUACAUCAGAAGCAGACCAGGCGACUGAGGACCAUCAUGAGGUUAGCUAUGUGAAUGGACAAGGAUGGCAGUUCAAGAACUACCACCCGAACCCUAACAUGAGGAACAACCACCACCUGUUCAACAACCCUAAACCCGAUGGUAACGCAGAAAAUGCUCAAGGCAAUCAGGUUCAGAACAGUGGCUACCAACGGGGGUAUGGAAAUCAAGGAAGAACAUUUGUCCUCAGCCCAGCUCAGAAUACUCAGUUCCACAACCAGAAACAACCGACUAACCAGCAGCCUGCACAGCCUGCUCAAACUGCUCCACAAGACGAGAUGAAGAGUCUUGCCAAUAUGAUGAGCCAGCUGCUCCAAGGACAGCAGAUCCAGGGAAAAGCACUGAAUCAGGUCACAAACGACAUCAAUACCCGAAUGAAUCACAUGUUCAAUGAUCUGAGUGCCAAAUAUGAUAAUGUCUCGAGCCAUAUGAGGCAGAUGGAUAUUCAGAUUGCUCAGACUGCUGAGAGUGUGAAGAGACAGCAAGGCACUCUUCCUGGAAAAACAGAUAAAAAUCCCAAGGAGUGCAAUGCAGUCGCGCUUAGGAGUGGGAAGCAGUUAACUGAUCUGACACCCAAGAGAUUCACAACAGCUGAAAAGGGAAGUAGAAAGAAGCAGCCUACUGUGGUUGUUCACCCAGCUGCAGAACCUGUACCCACCCAUGACUAUGUGCCUAAGGUUCUGUACCCUGUUCCUGCUAAGGCCACACGCAAGGACAAGGAGGAGAUGAAAUGUAGGAAGAUGCUGGAAGACUUAACAGUCAGACUCCCUCUCAUGAGUGCAAUCCAGAUGAUGACAUCCAUGAGUAGCUUUGUGAAAGGACUUAUUUCUGGAAAGAUAACCGAUGACAGUGAGUUCAUGGUGGUCUCAAAAGAGUGCAGCGCUGUUCUCCAGAACAAAAGGAUCAAGAAACUGGGUGACCCUGGAAAAUUUGUCCUAUCCAUCCAAAUAGGGAGAACAGUCUUCUCAUGUUCGCUAGUCGAUCUGGGAUCAAGCAUCAACCUCAUGCCAUACUCUGUGGCUAAGCGCCUUGGAUUCACGGAUUUCAAACCUACCAGGAUGUCCCUAGUGUUUGCUGAUCGCUCAGUGAAAUCUCCGGUCGGAUUUAUCGAGGAUAUCCAAGUUCUUGUUGGGAACACGCUUGUCCCUGCCGAUUUCGUUGUUUUGGAACUCGAGGAAGAGUCAAAGGAUCCUCUGAUCCUAGGCAGACCAUUCCUAUGCACUGUCGGAGCUAUCAUAGAUGUGCGACAAGGAAAAAUCGACCUCCACCUAGGAGACAUUGUGAUGAGGUUCGAGAUGAAUCAGAUGCUCAAGAAACCUAUGCUGGAUGGACAAACCUUCACUGUCCAAGAGGAGGGUGAUCCGCUGGAACCAAGUGAUCAGAUGAUUGAGGAGAUCAGAUGA